Molecule: messenger RNA, 1681 nt
Organism: Leucoraja erinaceus (little skate)
Lineage: Eukaryota; Metazoa; Chordata; Chondrichthyes; Rajiformes; Rajidae
Product: transmembrane protein 80-like
Exons: 6
Coding region: 692-1072 (126 amino acids)
Biological process (GO): non-motile cilium assembly
Cellular component (GO): ciliary transition zone
Source: RefSeq, a predicted model, not a curated record
UGAGAGUCGUGUUGCUGUGGCAACCGGUGUGGUUUUCAUCUUUUCGACUUAUUUUGUAAUUACAACAUUGAAUUAAUUGCAAAUGUCUGCAAGCUAGUACGAUUUACAAGUGUUUGCGGCAGUAGAACCGCUUAUAUUAGUCAUGGGUGCCUUGAAAUGCAGUCCAUGAGAUGCCAAAUGGGUUGUUUAACGGAGAAAUCUUUGUUUCUUUUCGAGAUUCGGUUUAAAAUGGACGACUGUAUUUAUUUUUUCAUCUUCCAAUCAUGUUCUAAAGUCAGUGAUUAUGCCUUGCUUGUUUCAAUGCAAGUAUCAGCACUCUUGGGAACUUUGAUAAUUAGAAGCCCUGUAGGCACGGAAUCCAGCUGCAGCACCAACUCAAGCUCGAUGCAAGAGGAGAUUGCCGUAUCAGGUAUGGUGCGGUACAGGUAGAUUGAAAAUCUCGCUUGCAGCAGCGCCAUGGUUACGUAGAUUCAGAUAACAUAAAAACACGAGUAAAAGACAAAAUGAUGGAAUAACUCAAAGGAUCAGGCAGUAUCUCUGGAGAACAUGGAUUGGUGACAUUUCCGGCCGGUACUCUUUUUCAGGCUGAAGAAGGGUCGGACUCAAAACGUUGUCUAUUCAAGUACUCCAGAGAUGCUGCCUGAUCCACUGAGUGAAUUCUGCUGCUGUUCUUUCCUCCGUCCCUCUACAGAUGGUUUACUAUUUCAAUAUAUUUUAUUACAUUUUUUACUUUAUUGUCACUUUCCUCAUGAUUAUCUACAAAAGUCGGGUUUUUAGUUUCCCUGAUGGUAAUCUGGCUUUUGAUUUGGUUCUUCUGAUUCUCAUGGGAAUUCUAGAAGUAACAAAGUUAUAUCAUGGUUUUAAAGGGAAUCUGACUGAAGAAGCAGUUCCAGUAGUAACUAACAUGGUUCUGACAAUUGGAAGUAUGUUACUUUCCUUGUACUACUUAUUGUGGCAGACAUAUGUACUGAAAGCAGAUGUAAUAAUUAAUGCAAUCCUUCUGGUAAUCUAUGGAUUAGAGGAAGUACUGGACAUAAUUGCGGUUUCAUCUUUUGCCAGGAUCUACAUGUGACGUGACUGGACGGAUGCAGCAUUCAUUUGGUUUGUCGACUAUUUCCAUUUCCUGGAGGACUUUGCAAUUUGUGUCAAACAGAAUCAGAACUUUUUUAUUGAAUAAUUUCUAUGGGGAUAUUCUUAUAUUCUUAUGUUUGUAUCUUCUAAUUAACCUGAUAAUCGCUUCCAAGUGGAUCCACAAACCUCACUCAGGCUGCAGCUUUGCCUCUUUUCAUUCAACAUCAGGAGGUGCCACGGUUUAUCCUGCAGAAACUCACAAAACUGCUCUGCUGAGAGACAAUGUUAUGCAUUCAGUGUCGUUCUGAUUGGAAACCAAGUGGAAAGGAACAUGAACCUGCAUCCUAAACCUUGUGCUCUGUAAUCAAUUGAUUGGGAACAAAAAUUCUUCAAAUGCAACUUUCUUGAUUAGCAAGGGCAUCAAAGGUUACAGGAAGGCAGGAGAAUGGUGUUGAGAGAGAAAAAUUGAUUAGCCAUGAUUGAAGGUGGGGCAGACUUGAUGGGCCAAACAGCCAAAUUCUGCUCCUGUCUUAUGGGGAUAUAUUGUGUGAAUGAAGGAUCUUGAUUGGCAACAAUUCUGUCACAAUAAAAUUAUUUUUAUAUACAUGGU